AAUUCCAAGAUGGCAGCGCCCAUACACAAGACCUCCAUGGACGUCAGAUCCAUCAACACAGGUGAGAUGGAGGAAUCCUUUGCGACCUCUUCAUCUCUCUCCGCUUCCACUGGAGGCCCUCACCACAUUCUGCCCCAGGAGCAACAGUUCCUGGAGAUGUACUUCACUGCCAUCAGCCACUUUGCAUUCGACAGAUCUAAAGAACUGGUGGACCAGGAGAAGGAGGCAAUCCGCUCCCAUCCCACCAGUCUCUGGGCAGGCUUGGUCAGUGCCUUGUCUGUCCUAGCAUCGGCCGAGAAAACCUACAUGCACCUGGCUUUCUUUGAGCAGAAGUGGUUUGGGCGGCAAUCGGGCAAGUGGCUGUUCUCCUCAGCGAUGAGUGACGUCCGCCGCGUGGAACUACGGGGCAAAGAGAUGGGCCACCAGGGUUCAAAUCCCGAGGACCGCCUUCUGUCACACCUCUGUGAGCAGCUGGUCCACUUCAUUGAAGCACGCCAAGAAAUGAUGGAAUUGUACGAGAAACUCUGUUAUUUGGGAUCACAGAAGGCCGACAUCAAUAUUUCUGAUCUUACGGUAGCCGUGGGAAAUGUCAUUUCAAGACAUGCCAAGCAGUUCCACCACCCUAUCCUGAGCUCCAUCCGCUCCAACCUCUCGCUGGAGCUGGAAGCCCUCCACGCCGUCUUCAUGGCCCUGGAGCACCUGGCCCAGUUCAGUUUCCUCCCUGCUCUGCUUAGCUUGAACGAGUCGCAGUGCAAACUGGAUGAGUGGGGUGCAUCCAUCAAACUCCGAGAGGCAAAGAAGAAGUUACAGACAAUGGCACCGGGGAAGGUCACUGGUAUUCCACCACUGAUGGUGUGGUAUGUGCGUUUUCAAGCAGCACAGCUGUCUAAGUUCAGUCUGUAUUUUCAUGAAAUGCUGGCCAAACAAGCGCUACCUGGAGACAUGAAAACACACUUGUCAAAUCUCUCCAUCGAUUACUACACAAAAAUUGCCCUGUUUCAAAAGAAAUCCGACGCCCUCAACAUCUCCCUGGUCUUUGACACUCGGGGGUCAGAGGACACCUACAAAGGUCACGGUUACCACCAUCCCAAUUCAUUCUGCGAGCCUCCUAAGGGGCUAGACUCUUAUCCAGCCAUUUUCUCAUUCCCAAAUGAGCGACCAGUCCAUCUGUGGCCAAAUUUGAUCAUGUUGUUGCCGAGUGCAGAGAGUGGGCCGAUUGACAGAGUCGUCCAUUUUUAUGACAAGACUCAACAGAUAACCUACUACAUCAGUAGGGUGGACAUCAAGAUGAGUCUGGUCAUCAUCUUUGAGGCCAAGAAAUCAGAGCGGGACACCAACAUCAAUAAUUUCUUACAAGAGAUGGGACAACUUCUCCGAGUCAACAAAUUGUUUGCAAGUUUACGACAAGGUGCCAAGACGAAAGCCCUCAUGAACUGACGAUUGUCAUGUUAACAGUCAGUCUCACCGUGGACAACUUGCACUGACAACAUCCUGCCACAGCUGGAUGUGUCAUUUGUUGGCAGUCACGAGGCUCAUCAGCAGUCAUGUAAGCCAGCAAAGGUCAUGUGACUUUGAGAACUCCUGUCACUGGUCAGAGGGUUAUGGAUGGGAUCUAUGUGUGUGAAUGUUGUGUGUAAUCGGUGUCUUUCAACUGUAGUGACUCUAGUCACAUUGGUUCUGUAAUGGAGUCUGUGCCCACACUGCUGAGGGCACUGUCCAGUUGAGCAGCAAGGAAGUGGAGGGCAGUCAUAUUUUAGCUGGUGAGCAUAUGCUGCUCAUUAGUUUACAUGGGGGAAUUAAUGAACAAAUACCAGGGAACACAUGCUGCGUAAUCCCACAAAAUGAGUGAUUGUUUUUAGUGUUGCAGUUUGUGUCGGGACUAAUUUCUUAUCUGAUGCAGGUUCAAUGUAUACAUUGUUUUUGGUAAGCUAAACUUGAGGCAGAACCUCGCCUAAAAUCCUGAACAGUCUUGAAUUUUCAUAAAAAUCGUAUUUUGCAGCCAUGCUUGAAAGCUGGACUUACUAUCAGGACUUAAUUCAAUUGAGUUGAAGAAAACCUGAGAAGGAAAAACUCAAACAGGCCAGCAAUGUAAAUGUGGACUUUAAAAUGUCCUAAGCCUUCUGUUUUUAUUUAAUACAACACUUUUCCUUUUGUUCAGUCAAAAGUACAAUAAAAUCACCGAAACAUGAACAGUUUUGGUCUUCAGACAACACAGAACAUUAAAAAAACAAUGAACCUUCCUAAUUUUUUGGCAACUUCCUGACAUGAAACAUGGAACAUCAACCAGACUCAGCUCAGACAAACCAAAAACAAGUUUUCCAUAUACUUUUAAAACUUUAAAACCACUGGCAACAUUUCACAACAAAGAGGGGGAAAAGUAUAUUUUUGUAGUUAAAAUAUUAACAUCUGACACCCCUGGGUUUACAUUCAAAGCGUUCCCAGGGAAAAGAACUUUCAACCAUCCCAACUUUGAACUUAAAAUAUUUGUUUUAAGCAAUCACUUCCUCUUUCAGCAAAAAGUCAACCAAGAGGGAUAUUAUGGAAAUCAACCACUUGGGCAUUUAAGAAACUGUGUUUCCCUUCGACUUUGUUGGUGAAUUUCCUGCAAAAAUCUGUCAAUUAAUAAAUGCCACAGAGGCAACUUGCCCAUUGUCUGACAAAGAAAAGUGUUUAUAUAAACUGUCCUCAUAUUUCAUCCAAGUCUAUUGCGCUGUGAAGUUUUGCAGACAAGAUAAAAAAUGUAAAUUAAGUGUAAAUUUCUGUACUUUUACGCACUGUACAGUUACAUGUUUAAAUGAGGAAAGAAUUUUAUGUGAUUCAAGUGUAUCAUAAUAAAAUGGAUAAAUAAGUACCUUAAUCCUGCAUCAUUUCAAUUUCUAUAGUUAUGUGAUGCCCAUUUUGGUUUUUUAAAAAGUACCAUUUUACCUCUGUAGUUUCUAAACAUCGUUAAAAAAAUUCAGUUUAUUCACAUUCGAUACCAA
This is a messenger RNA of Acanthaster planci (crown-of-thorns starfish), 2981 nucleotides long. RefSeq names its product chromosome 12 open reading frame 66 (gene c12orf66). Lineage: Eukaryota; Metazoa; Echinodermata; Asteroidea; Valvatida; Acanthasteridae. The record is from RefSeq and is a predicted model, not a curated record. Gene Ontology annotation, biological process: cellular response to amino acid starvation; protein localization to lysosome; cellular response to glucose starvation. Gene Ontology annotation, cellular component: KICSTOR complex.